Molecule: messenger RNA, 1740 nt
Organism: Drosophila sechellia
Lineage: Eukaryota; Metazoa; Arthropoda; Insecta; Diptera; Drosophilidae
Product: lipase 1
Exons: 4
Coding region: 263-1639 (458 amino acids)
Molecular function (GO): hydrolase activity, acting on ester bonds
Source: RefSeq, a predicted model, not a curated record
UGUAGUUCCAUUCAUCGCCAGUGUCACGCCCGAUGGACACCUUCCGGACUCCCAGUCAAUCGCUAUUGGUGUGACUUUCGACUGCCUCAGUUGCUCCUGACCAGAGUUCAAUCUUCAAUCGUUACCCCUUUGCGCUCGAGCAGAACGCGUCGCAGUCUUAAGUGGUAUGAAGAUUUUAACAUUCGAACCUUGGUGCACUUCAACAACGCUUUAGUGGCCAGUGGGCUUGGACUAAGCUCGAUUUAGUCACGGAUCGAACGCCAUGUCGCAUGCGAUCUGCUUUCUCGUAGUGCUCGGGGUCUGUACGCUCGAUGUAUCCGGUGUGUUGGGUGGAUUCCUGGAGGACACCUACCCGGCGAGCGUGAUUGAAGAUGCCCACCUGAAUACAAUACAACUGCUGGAGAAGUACAAGCAUCCAGCGGAGACCCACCAGGUGACCACGGAUGAUAAAUACAUCCUGACCCUUCAUCGCAUAGCUCGACCUGGAGCCAAGCCAGUUUUGCUGGUUCACGGACUGGAGGACACCUCAUCCACGUGGAUCGUGAUGGGUCCAGAAAGUGGCCUGGGUUACUUUCUCUACGCCAACGGAUACGACGUCUGGAUGGGUAAUGUCAGGGGGAAUCGCUACUCAAAGGGCCACGUGAAACUCAAUCCCAAUACGGACAAGUCCUACUGGAGUUUCUCCUGGCACGAGAUUGGCAUGUACGAUCUGCCAGCGAUGAUCGAUGGGGUUCUGCAGAAGACAGGAUACCAGAAGCUGAGCUACUUCGGUCACUCCCAGGGAACCACGUCGUUCUUCGUGAUGGCUUCCAGUAGACCCGAGUAUAAUGCCAAGAUCCAUCUGAUGAGCGCACUGGCACCCGUGGCCUUUAUGAAGCACAUGAAGGCACCACUCAUGAAAAUGGCCCUCAUGGGAAUGAACAUGUUUGGCGACAACUUUGAGCUGUUUCCGCACUCGGAAGUCUUCCUCAACCAUUGUCUUUCUUCUGCCGCCAUGCUGAAGACCUGUAUGCGAUUCUACUGGCAGUUUGUGGGCAAGAAUCGGGAGGAGCAAAAUAUGACCAUGUUCCCUGUGGUUUUGGGCCAUCUUCCCGGUGGUUGCAAUAUCAAACAAGCGCUCCACUACCUCCAACUGCAGAAAUCCGAUCGCUUCUGCCAGUACGAUUACGAAUCGAAGGAGAACCAGAGGCUCUACGGACGUUCCACUCCGCCGGAUUACCGCCUCGAAAGGAUCAACGCUCCGGUGGCCUUGUACUACGGCAGUAAUGAUUACCUGUCGGCCGUGGAGGAUGUGCGGCGAUUGGCUAAUGUUUUGCCCAAUGUGGUCGAGAACCAUCUGUACCGCAAAUGGAACCACAUGGACAUGAUCUGGGGCAUAAGUGCAAGGCGUUCGAUUCAGCCCAGGAUUCUGCAGGUGAUGCAGUACUGGGAAACAGGAGGAGGAGGAGCCAAGGACGCCACCACUGGUUCGCCCGUAGAGGAGGAUGUGCCGCAGCUGACAACGGGGACUCCGAUCGAGGAAGGAACAACUCAAGUGGACGAGAAAGUUGGCAGUGUCCAGGGAAAUGAGGAGCAAGAAGGUCACGCUGAAGAAACUGAGCCGGUGCAAGUUACCACCAGUCCUAUCUCGGAACUAUAGGUUCCAAAUGCAUUUUAAUGGUAUUAGGUAUACGUGUUAGGUAUACGUGUUUCAAUGUCAAAUUAUGCACUCACUAAUAAAUGGAUUAUAUGUUUUUAAAA